Rhagoletis zephyria (snowberry fruit fly) is the source of this 685-nucleotide messenger RNA. RefSeq names its product odorant receptor 45a-like. Lineage: Eukaryota; Metazoa; Arthropoda; Insecta; Diptera; Tephritidae. The record is from RefSeq and is a predicted model, not a curated record. Gene Ontology annotation, biological process: detection of chemical stimulus involved in sensory perception of smell; sensory perception of smell. Gene Ontology annotation, molecular function: olfactory receptor activity; odorant binding. Gene Ontology annotation, cellular component: plasma membrane.
CUUUCCAUUCAAUGUGCAGCAGCCAUUCUUCUACAUCAUUGCCUACAUCUGGUGCAUAUCCUUCAUAGUAUAUGCCAUACAUGCCGUUGCUGCCAUGGAUUCGUUAUUUUGUUGGUUUAUCUUUAAUAUUUCUGCACACUUUCGCAUUCUACAACAUAAACUCGAAGCAGUUGCUGCCACUUUGGCCGAGGAAGAUUACGUUAGCUUUCAACAAAAUAUCACGGAAGCCUUACGCUAUCACCGGCACAUAAUUGAGUUAGCAGCAGAAUUCGAUGAUCUCUAUGCACCCAUCGUUUUUAUAGAAAUCGCUGUUAGUUAUCUAAAACUUUGCUUCAGCGCUUACAAUCUAAUCAAUCUAGCUGAUAUAUCUAGCUUUCCAGUGAUUGUUGUGGGACUCGUCACCAUCACAUUUCAAUUGUGUAUUUACUGCUUUAGUGGUGAAAAAAUCAAAAAUGCGAGCUUACUAAUUUCGGAUCAUAUCUAUUUGACUUUUCCUUGGGCGCGCAUGCCUUCGUCUAUGAGACGCUUACUGCUGUUGCCUCUAAUGCGCGCACAACGUUCCACCAAUCUAACGGGAUAUCUCUUUAUUGUCGACCACAGCCUUCUGGUGUGGAUAUUCAAAACUACUGGCUCAAUUAUUGGCUUUUUGUCCGCUACGAAAGAAAAAACUGUUGAUGUAAACUAA